CAUUAAGGGCUUAAGAAGUGGCAGGAGACACCACUAAGGCAGGAUGGAGUGGCUUUCAUGCUUACUUCAAGAUAGAGGGAGGCACUCAAGUAGCAAGGAGGCCGAGGACGUUGUGAAAUAGAAGUACAAGAAGAAGACAAAGCACUCCAUCUCAAUCCACUAUUGUCCGCACUGUAAAAAGAGUUGCAAGCGCUUUUUGUGUAACAGUUAUCUAGGUGAAGGGAGCGUGUGGCUGGCCAGGAAGACCUGACCCAUAUAAGGUGAUGACAGUUCCACGGUAGCUCAGGAUGAACUUGAGCUGGUGAAUCUCCUGUCUCCAACUCCCUGGCACUAGGAUAACAGGUCCAGUUGUCCUUUCACUGUCUUGUAUGGAGUCCCCAAGGUCCCCAGAGGAAACCGUUCUCAUCACUGGAGGAGGAGGAUAUUUUGGCUUCCGCCUCGGCUGCGCUCUAAACCAGAAAGGAGUCCACGUGAUUCUGUUUGACAUCACCCAACCAGCCCAGAACCUUCCAGAGGGAAUCAGAUUCGUCUGUGGCGAUAUCCGCCGCCUCUCUGAUGUGGAGACAGCCUUCCAGGAUGCUGACAAAGUUGCGUGCGUGUUCCACGUCGCCUCUUACGGCAUGUCUGGGAGGGAGCAACUGAACAAGACCCGGAUCGAAGAGGUCAACGUGGGUGGCACCGAGAACAUCCUCAGGGCCUGCCUGGAGAGAGGCGUGCCCAGUUUAGUCUACACAAGCACAUUCAAUGUCAUCUUUGGAGGUCAAGUCAUCAGAGACGGGGACGAGUCUCUACCUUACCUGCCACUUCACCUGCACCCGGAUCACUACUCCAGGACCAAAUCCAUCGCAGAGAAGAAGGUCCUGGAAGCCAAUGGCUUGGCCUUCAAGCAAGGUGAUGGUGUACUCCGGACCUGUGCGAUAAGGCCAGCCGGCAUCUAUGGGGCUGGGGAGCAGAGGCAUCUUCCCCGGAUAGUGAGUUACAUUGAGAGGGGCCUGUUCAGAUUUGUGUACGGGGAUCCCCAGAGCCUGGUUGAGUUUGUCCACGUGGAUAACCUGGUGAAGGCUCACAUCCUGGCCUCUGAGGCUCUGAAAGCCGAUAAAGGCCACGUUGCCUCUGGUCAGCCCUACUUCAUCUCAGAUGGUAGGCCCAUCAAUAACUUUGAGUUCUUUCGGCCACUGGUCGAGGGCCUGGGCUACACAUUCCCCUCCACCCGCCUGCCCCUAACCCUCAUCUACUACCUUGCUUUCCUGGUAGAGAUGACCCACUUCGUUGUAGGCAGGCUCUACAACUUCCAGCCCUUCCUCACCCGCACCGAGGUUUAUAAAACUGGCGUCACACAUUACUUCAGCUUAGAGAAAGCCAAGAAAGAGCUAGGCUUCGAGCCUCAGCCAUUUGACCUGCAGGAGGCAGUAGAGUGGUUUAAAGCCCAUGGUCACGGCCGAGGGGCUGGAGGUCAAGACUCUGAGUUUAUGCUGUGGGAUGGAAUUCUGGUCCUACUCCUGGUGCUUUCCGUUUUUACCUGGAUCCCUCCUUCCACCAUCCUGUCCAUAUGAAGAGGAAAGCUAUCCACAGGAGCUGAGCCUCCUUCCUGGGAUGGGGUUCAAGGAUGCAGGUUUUGAAAGAUAUGUCACAUUAUCUGGUACCAUCCCUGGGUCUUCCAAUUACUUCUUAACAGUGAGUCUUUAAACUUCAUGGCCAGGGAUGGAUUACCUCCUGAUCCUGAGGCCUCCAAAAUAGUAUUGGCUAUGGCCAAUGCUCUUGGUUGCCCACCAGCAACUAGCUAGUAAGACUCUAUUGCCUAAGGUGCCAUACACCUUUACUGAAGCACAUAAAGAGAUCUAACUGGAACUGAACUGGAAGCUUCCUGCCUGCUUGCUAGAUUUCAUAGUUCCAGAAGGGUCUAUACAGGCUGCUGGAGUCUUAGUCAGCUAUGGACCCUGCAGACAGCACUACCAAUACUGGGAAAGGUGUACCCUCUAGGGCAACAGCGCCAUGUCUGUUAGGGGAAUAACCAACCACUUCAGAAUUGAAUUGGAGGCUGGCUCCAUGGGAGGGAGAGUUUAUUCCUGGUGCUGUAAACCUGGCCAGAGGCUCAUGGAUAGAGAGGUCAUAGGCCUGCCGCUGUUAUUUUUGCCAGAUAGAGAAGCUGUGCCCAUGAAGCUGCUCCCCAAGUUCUUACGUUUCUAUCUGUAGAUGACCGCUACCCUCGGCUGUGAUCAGGGAUGCUUCUCUCUGCCGUGGGGGCACCAGUUACACUUCUGAGAUUCAUAUCCGGUCCAAGUGCUGAGCGUGGAGUGUUCAUCCACAGACAGGACAUCCGUAUCGCUCCCUCACGGCCUCCCGGGACUCUGUAGCAAAAGGGGUGGGAAGGAUGCAGAAGCUGGAGGAAGGUAGGGGGUGGGCAUUGGGGAAGUCUGUCUGCUGAGAAUGAAAUGACUACUGUCCUCGUGACCUAACGGUAGCUCUGAUGCGCUACUAGACUCCAUACAAUGAGGCCUAUCACCAUUCUGCCCUGGGAAGGAGAGAAGCUCGUGAUAUCUACCCCUCCCUGAAAAGCUGAAGGUGAUUGGUGGUUUCGGGGGGGGGGACACUUUCUCUAGUGGUUUAGUAAUUUCAAAGUUGCCCCAUGCUCCUGUAAGCAAGCUUAAUGAACUUCUCUGGGACACACACACACACACACACACACACACACAGUUUAGACAGGAAUCUAGCUGGGAAGAGACUGGGAAUGGGACAAAAGAGGGUGUGGGGGUGAAUUAGAUCGAACUACAUUAUAUACAUGUUCGAAAAUGUCAUAAUGAAACUCUUAUAUACUUAACCCAUGCUAAUAAAUAAAAAGGACAAUUGACUU
Mus pahari (shrew mouse) is the source of this 2851-nucleotide messenger RNA. RefSeq names its product short chain dehydrogenase/reductase family 42E, member 1 (gene Sdr42e1). Bases 369 to 1553 code for a protein of 394 amino acids. The transcript is spliced from 3 exons. Gene Ontology annotation, molecular function: 3-beta-hydroxy-Delta5-steroid dehydrogenase (NAD+) activity. Gene Ontology annotation, biological process: steroid biosynthetic process. NCBI's taxonomy places the organism in Eukaryota, Metazoa, Chordata, Mammalia, Rodentia, Muridae. The record is from RefSeq and is a predicted model, not a curated record.